Messenger RNA from Hypomesus transpacificus, 1544 nucleotides. RefSeq names its product KH domain containing, RNA binding, signal transduction associated 2 (gene khdrbs2). Gene Ontology annotation, molecular function: mRNA binding; poly(A) binding. Bases 1 to 942 code for a protein of 313 amino acids. The transcript is spliced from 9 exons. Gene Ontology annotation, cellular component: nucleus. The record is from RefSeq and is a predicted model, not a curated record. Gene Ontology annotation, biological process: regulation of alternative mRNA splicing, via spliceosome. Lineage: Eukaryota; Metazoa; Chordata; Actinopteri; Osmeriformes; Osmeridae.
AUGGAUCAGGAGAAGUACUUGCCGGAGCUCAUGGCCGAGAAAGACACGCUGGACCCUACGUUUGUCCAUGCGAUGCGUCUCCUGGCUGAAGGGGGGUUCAUGGAGGGAGGUCAGUUUAAUUUUGUUGGGAAGCUCCUGGGGCCGAGGGGGAACUCGAUGAAGAGGUUGCAGGAGGACACGGGAGCCAAGAUGUCCAUUCUAGGGAAGGGCUCCAUGAGGGACAAAGACAAGGAAGAAGAAUUAAGGAAAAGCGGAGAAGCCAAGUAUGCCCAUUUGAGCAACGAUCUGCACGUUUUAAUUGAAGUCUUCGCUCCUCCUGGAGAGGCCUAUUCUCGCAUGAGCCAUGCCUUGGAGGAAAUAAAGAAAUUUCUAGUUCCAGACUACAACGACCAGAUCCGCCAGGAGCAGCUGAGAGAACUGUCCUACCUGAACGGGUCAGAGGACACCAGCAGAGUGCGGACCGUACGGGGGAGUGGCCUGAGGAUGGCUACCACGGCAACCCCCAGAGGGCGUGGCGGUGCGGCCCCUCCCCCUCCCCCGGGGCGGGGGGCGGUGGUGCCCCGAGGGAGCGGAGUCACGCGGAGCGCCCUCCCCUCAGCCUCCCUCUCCAGGGGGGUCCCAGCGCCCCGGGCCCGCGCCACCCCGGGGAACCCUGGCUACCGGCCCUCGCUGCUGCCCCUCACACACGACGCCUACGAAGACUAUGGCUACGACGAUGGCUACGACGGAGAAUACGACAACCAGAGUUACGACACCUACGAAGAGAACUACAGCAGCCAGUCCAAGAGCAUUUCAGAGUAUUAUGAAUACGGCCAUGGAAGCAAUGAUGAAACAUACAACAGCUAUGAGGAGGAGUGGAUGACCUCCCGGCCUACUCUCAAAGCUCCGGCGACGCGCCUGGCCCGGGCAACCUACAGAGAACAUCCCUAUGGUAGAUAUUGAAGGGGUCUCACACCUGUGAACGCCAACAUAAGACAACCAACCUUACGAUCGUCCGUGUCCCCCCCUCUCCUCCCCCAAAGUUGUAGCGUACCUCCUUCCCCUCUCCAAUCUGCCCCUUCCUCCGAAUCUCUCCACCCAAGGAACCACACACAAAGCACAUAACCCCUAACCAUUCAAGCGGUGGCAGUUUUGUCUUUGGGUUUUUUGAUAACUUGGGACUCUUUUUCUAGAACAACGAGAAAAGAAACUGAAAAAAAAGAGAAACUAUUUUGAUUUGACGUUGCACCCAUACAUUGGAGUGCGGCUCCUGGUUGUCAACAGUUGUAUGUCACCCAUACAUGAAAGCAGGAGGCUGCUUCAGACCUAGAUGCGGCGGGACUUGCCCCCCUUAGUGCAAUGUGAUGACAUCAUGUUGAUACUGGGAUGCUAGCGCUGUAUGAAGCUGACAGACUUUAUACAUUCUUUUUUUUAUAUUUGUUAUGAUGUUACAUAUUGAUCUUGUACAACAAAUACACAUUUUGAUGUUGGGGUUGAGGGAAAUCUCAAGAGAUGUGCAGUAUGUAGCUUACUACAAGUGCUUUGUUCUGUGUUUAAUCUGUAUU